This is a messenger RNA of Aspergillus wentii DTO 134E9, 966 nucleotides long. RefSeq names its product DUF3431 domain-containing protein. Bases 1 to 966 code for a protein of 321 amino acids. Lineage: Eukaryota; Fungi; Ascomycota; Eurotiomycetes; Eurotiales; Aspergillaceae. The record is from RefSeq and is a predicted model, not a curated record. The transcript has 3 exons.
AUGGCUCAAAUACAUCUAUUGUCAUGGCCCUCUCCCAAGGGCAUGUGUCUUGGGUUAGUCGGCUUGUUUUUCAUAAGUCUGAUGUCGAUGUUUCUAUAUUUAGACGUCGUGUCAGAAAAGCAGAUAGGCACGCCAAUUUCGGACAGAACCACCAAGAAUGAUCAGAUCGUGCGAGAGCUGAGCGAUAUCACGAAUCGGUUUAAUCAUGGUGCCGUUAACUCGAGUACUGGGGUUGUGAUGGCCUCUAUCACGAACGAGGAUCUAUCUUGGCUGCUUGAUUAUUGCAAAGAAUCAAACACCAUUCCUUUUGUCUAUACCACCGAAACUCCUCCCGAGCGAGAUCUUCUCAUCCCACGAACGACCCGAGGCCGUGAAGCCGCCGCGUAUCUUUCCUACGUUGUCGACUUCUACGACCGUCUCCCUCCAUACUCGAUCUUCGUCCACUCCAAUCCCGACCAAUGGCACAAUGACCUCUUCGGACCACACACCUCAGUGACACUCCGCAACCUCCGUCUCGAAGCCGUCGAUGUAAAAGGCUACGUCAAUCUCCGCUGCGAACACAACCCGGGCUGUCCAACAAGCGUAUCCCCAUUCCGUCCUACAGAAAUUGACAUCAAGAACAAUGAUAUCCGCGCGUUCUUCCCGCAGGUUUACCAGACCCUCUUUGACGUUCCAUCGGCAGACGUGCCGGAUGAGAUCGGCAAUGUAUGCUGUGGACAGUUUGCGGUUAGUCGGGAGAGGAUUGUAUCGCGUCCUCGAGCGGAUUAUGAGCGCAUGCUCGAGUGGGCGGAGACGACAGAGUUGACGGAUAAUUUUGGGGUGGGGUGGGUGUUUGAGAAGGUGUGGCAUAUUGUGUUUGGGAUGGAGGCUUUGUAUUGUCCGAGAUAUGAGCAAUGUCGCUGUGAUGCGUAUGGAUGGUGCGGUCCGUUGCCAUCGGGAGAGACACUGCAGGCAGUGAUGGGUUGA